AUGAGUUCUAUUCCGCUCGCCAAUUUGUCGCUCUUCCCCGCUACACCUGAGCAAACACUGGAAUCCCGAAAGCGUACUGCUGUCCAGUGGGCGAACGGGUUGACUGCAGCAGAGUACGUGCGACGGGAUGUGGUGAUGGAUGCGCAGGAGCAUGCAGCGGAGGGGAAUCUGACGACGUGGGUCCUGGCGCCCAGAACUGACCCAGCGACACUGGACUUUUUCUGCUCGUGUGAGACAUUUCGCCGGACUGCAGCAAUCGCACGUCCAGGUGCACACUCUGAGGCAGAAGAAGUUGUCGCCUACGGUGUAGCUUCUGUGUAUACACCUCCCGAGAAGCGGCGGAAUGGAUAUGCGCGACACAUGAUGCGCCUUUUGCAUUGGGUCCUUGCGCCGCGGAGUACACUCCCCACGUUCCCUCCGGCCUGGGGUGCGCCGCCAGAUGCGGGACACGGCAAUGCCCAAUUUUCCAUCUUGUACAGCGAUCUUGGCAGCCAAUUCUACCACGCAUGCGGUCCCGAUGAAGACCAAGCAUCGGGAUGGGCCGAAUUAGGAUCAAUCGAGACGAGCUUGACGUUGCCUCUGGUAGCAAUCCUUGGUUCUGCAGCCGACUCUUCGCAUAGUUGGAUGUGGUUGACGGAGGACGACGUGAAACGUGUGUGGGAGCAGGACGCCGAGUGGAUGAAGGCCGACUUGGCUGCUAGUGCGUCCUCCACCGGUCGUCUGCAGGCCGCAUUCCUGCCGAACAAGGGCGUCGCGGACUCCACGGUGCAGAGGACGAUGGCGUUUCAAGCAGACAUGCAACCUGUCCUCCCGCUAGAUACAUGGGGGGUCUUCUUACUCUCACACGAGGGAGCCGCACUGCGGGAUGUACUCACAGACCACGAGGGCGAAUAUCCCACAUUCGCGACGUGGUCAUUGGAUACACUCGCGUCCUCGCGCACACUCAUCGUCACACGGCUCCGGGCAACGAAACGAACUCUUCCUGCACUCGUACAGCAGUUGCUCGAGUAUGCUGGGAAGUGUGAUGCGCGGAAGAUUGAGAUCUGGGGGAUGCAGGAGGAGCUGCAGGAGGUUGCGAAUGGGCUGGGCUGGACGACUUCUGCGCGGCCCAAUCAUUUGUCGUCUUUUAAAUGGUAUGGAAAGGAGGUGGGCGAGGAGAUCGAUUGGAUGUUCAACGAGAAGGGUCGUCAGCUUGUUUCGCUGAGAUAA
Molecule: messenger RNA, 1209 nt
Organism: Fibroporia radiculosa
Lineage: Eukaryota; Fungi; Basidiomycota; Agaricomycetes; Polyporales; Fibroporiaceae
Exons: 4
Coding region: 1-1209 (402 amino acids)
Source: RefSeq, a predicted model, not a curated record